AUGGCAAUGAAUGGUAAUGUAUUUUCAAGAGUAGAUGAUUCUCAUCAUCAUGAGAUUCAUGUUCUUGCUGUGGAUGAUAGUCUUGUUGAUAGGAAAGUCAUUGAGAGGCUGCUCAAAAUCAUUUCAUGUAAAGUGACAGCAGUUGAUAGUGGAAGAAAGGCCUUGCAGUUUUUGGGAUUGGAUGAAGGAGGAAAUUUGGUUGGUAUUGAUGGGUUUAAAGUAGAUCUGAUAAUUACAGACUAUUUCAUGCCUGGGAUGAGUGGCUAUGAGUUGCUGAAAAAGAUUAAGGGUUCAUCUAAUUUCAAAGAAGUACCAGUUGUUAUAAUGUCAUCAGAAAAUGUCUUGGCUCGAAUUGAGAGAUGUCUAGAAGAAGGUGCCGAGGAUUUCAUUGUGAAGCCCGUAAAAUUGUCUGACGUAAGACGUCUCAAGAACUAUAUGUUUCGCGAAAAUCGUAUAAGCGCGCAAGAAAUUAGAGGGCCUCACGAGAGAAAAUCACAAGAGAUUUCCCCAAAUUCGCCCUCCUAA
Molecule: messenger RNA, 525 nt
Organism: Striga hermonthica
Lineage: Eukaryota; Viridiplantae; Streptophyta; Magnoliopsida; Lamiales; Orobanchaceae
Source: the annotation of a GenBank genome assembly